Didymodactylos carnosus is the source of this 1017-nucleotide messenger RNA. The record is from the annotation of a GenBank genome assembly. NCBI's taxonomy places the organism in Eukaryota, Metazoa, Rotifera, Eurotatoria, Philodinida, Philodinidae.
AUGAUACAAUCUCGUCCAUUGUUAUCAUUAGUUAAUAUAUGUGGUAUUCCUACACAUGUCUAUGAAUUACUUGGUAAUAAAACAACAAUUCAAACAGAUAAUAUUAUUAAUGUUAAACAUCGUAUUACAAAUUCAUCAUCAUCAUCAUCAUCAAUAGUAAAACCUGAUACUAUAAAUGAUACAUUAAAUAUAAGAGAAAAUGAAAUAGUUAUUAUGAUUAUACCUGGUAAUCCUGGUAUUGGAGGAUUUUAUAUACCAUUUGCUAAUCAUUUAUAUAAUUUAUGUCAAAAACAAGUAACAAUUACGAUUGUUUCACAUGCCGGUCAUGCACCAGGUACAUUAUGUUCAAAUUCCAAACAACGUUAUUGGUAUAAUUUACAAGAUCAAAUUAAUCAUAAAUUAUCAUAUAUUGAAAAUAAUAUUGGAUUAAAAACACGUUUAAUUUUAAUUGGUCAUUCAAUUGGUUCCUAUAUGAUAUUAAAUAUGUUAGAAAAAUUUCAUAAUAUUGAACAUUCAUUUUUAUUAUUUCCAACAAUUGAACGUAUGUCUCAAAGUCCAUCAGGUCAACGUUUAACAAAUUUAUUUCCAUAUUUAAGAUUUUUUAUACCAUUUCUUAUUUAUUUAUUUAAUUUUUUAUUACCGAAUUUUAUUAAAUUAAAAAUAUUAAAAUAUUAUUUUAAUCAAACACCUGAACAAGAUCGUCAAGCUAUAAUUGAUGCUACAUUAACAUUAUUUAAUUGGAAAACAUGUUAUCAAAUGUUAUCAAUGUCAAAUGAAGAAAUGUUAAUAGUUCAAAAAUGUCAACAUAAUUUAAUUGAAAAAUUUAUAUCAAAAAUAACAUUUUAUUAUGGUAAAAAUGAUCAUUGGGUACCUGAAGAGAUAUAUGAUCAAAUGAAAAUAUUAUAUCCACAUGGAGAUAUUAAAAAAUGUAUUAAUAAAUAUGAGCAUGCAUUUGUUUUAAAACAUUCAAAAGAAUUAGCAAAUUUUGUCUAUGAAAAAAUGAAAAAUAAACUCUAG